This is a messenger RNA of Angiostrongylus costaricensis, 1056 nucleotides long. The record is from the annotation of a GenBank genome assembly. Lineage: Eukaryota; Metazoa; Nematoda; Chromadorea; Rhabditida; Metastrongylidae.
CUGUGGAAAGUUGGCGCCACUUCGAAGUUUUGUUUUAAGGGUUGUGUACGAACUCGUUUGGAAAACGAAGCGGAAGCUAUCGAUAGAAAAAUCACCUAUAAUUCUGGCCGUUUUCGUAAAUGUUUUAGGGAAGGGAGGAUUCAAACCUCACUUGGAGUUUCACAAGCUGCUGCUGAAACAAUGAAGGAAGUGCUAAAAAUGGACUCUCGGUUUUGGCCAGCAUGGGAAGAGCUGGUUCAUUUAAUCGAGAGUGUUGACGAAGUUAAUAGUUCAGACUCGUCAUGGAUGCCGGAUUGGUUCGAGAGUCUAGCGUUAUCGCGGUUCCAUAUGGAUGGCGAAGCCCUUAAAAAAGCUGAACUUCUCAUGUCACGUGGUCUUCCAGGAAUUCCUAUGAUCUUGACACAGGUCGCUGCUUGUUCAAAUCAUCUACAUGAUCAUGAGAAGACGGUUGAACUGUUCAAAUGCAUUCGAUUGAUGGAUCCGCUUAGAAUUGAUCAUAUGAAUCUAUAUUCAGAUUCACUUUAUAUUCGUGGCGAUCGUGUUCAACUAUGUGAUCUAGCGCAUUCGUUUUUUGAAACUCAUAAGUUUUCAUUUGAAACAUGUUGUAUAGUAGGAAAUUAUUACGGCCUUCGUCGCGAAAACGAACAAGCAAUUCGUUUUUUUCAACGUGCACUUCGCUUGAAUCCUCGUGAGGCAUCCAUUUGGGUGUUGAUUGGACAUGAAUUCAUGGAACUAAAGAACAAUGCUGCAGCUUGCAUGUCAUAUAGAAGAGCAAUAGAAGUGGAUCCACAAGACUACCGUGGAUGGUAUGGACUCGGUCAAAUGUACGACAUCAUCAAAAUGCCUACAUAUUCAUUGUACUACUAUCAGCACGCUCAUUUGUGCAAACCUCACGAUUCGCGUAUGCUCGUGGCAUUGGGUGAUGUAUAUCAGAAAAUGGGCCGGCUUCGAAACGCUGAGAAAUGUUUCAUAUCUGCGUUCAAAUAUGGAGAUGUGGAAGGUACUGCGCUGUGGAUGCUUGCCAAGUUAGCUUUCAACGGUCUAUGUGUUUUAUAA